This is a messenger RNA of Mycotypha africana, 939 nucleotides long. RefSeq lists its product as uncharacterized. The record is from RefSeq and is a predicted model, not a curated record. The transcript has a single exon. Gene Ontology annotation, molecular function: protein binding. Bases 90 to 743 code for a protein of 217 amino acids. Lineage: Eukaryota; Fungi; Mucoromycota; Mucoromycetes; Mucorales; Mycotyphaceae.
UAGUUAUAAAAAAAAAGCUUCGCAGUGCUUUUUCUUUUCCUCUUCAUUUCAUUCUUCUUUUUGUAUCAUACCUCAUCAAGUUACAUAAAAUGGGCUUAUUUUCUAGACACAAACAUAACACAACAUCUUCAUCAGCGCCACCUCCAUAUACACCGUCACCUGCACCUUCUUCACAGCAAAGCUAUGCUCCACCAUCACCACCCAAACAACCUAUAAAUCCUGACAGUCGACCGUUACCUCAAGGUUGGAUUUCUCAAUAUGAUCCAAACUCAAAACGAUUCUUCUACGUUUACACGCCAACUGCUUUGUGUCAAUGGGAGCAUCCUGCGGACAAACCUCUAAAUGCAGCACCCCCACGCUCUCCAAACGCUGCCGGAAGAGCUGGUGAAAGUGCUUCGUACUAUAAUCAACCCAGUGCGCAACAGCAAUCUUAUUAUCCUCAACAGACACAACAACCCUACUAUGCUCAACAACAGCAACGGUACUAUCCCCAACAAAUGCAACCCCAAUAUGUCAUGGCCGGAGGUAGCCGUCCUAUGGGCGGUGGUGGCGGUAUGAGUUUUGGUAAAAUGGCAGCAGCAGGUAUUGGCGGCGGUUUAUUAGGUUCUAUGAUUGGCGAUGCAUUAUUCGACAGACCAGACACAACCAUCAUUGAAGAAAAUAACUAUUAUGACAAUGACUAUAAUGAUUUUGACGGCGGCGGCUUUGGUGGAGGAGAGUUUGGAGGUGAUGACUUCUUCUAGACUACACUUGUAUAUUCUUUUCCCUUUUUUUCUGUUGAGCACAGCGAAAAAUAACAUUUUGAAUUUUACCAAAAAUGGAAAGCUGAUCAUCUGUACAUUCGACAGUUAUUAUUUCAUCGUUGGUCAUUGUAAAUUAUAGUUCCUCGAUUAUUAUGUAAUUAGUAUUUUAUCUAUUCCUCUUUAUAUACAACACGUU